UUGUUAAUUUCAGCCUUGCCUCUUCUUCAAAGCCGCCUCUACUCAAGCGAUUCGGUGCCAAAAAUUACAACACAUUACACUGUUGUACCAAGAGAAACUGAUCCAAGAUGGAAAGGUAAUUUUUGUUGCUUAUGUUAUGUUUUUUAGUAAGUAAUAGUAAAACUGGUUUCGUCACUUUUGGCAUGUGUACAGUGUAUAAAACAAAAGUUUUCCAGCGUAUACAAAAUAAUAUAAUAUCACAAGGGUUCAAUUUUUUCGCUUUUAGAUGUAGAGAUGGAACGAUUUUCAGACGAAGCCGACGUUGUAAUAGUCGGUGGAGGGCCGGCUGGUUUAUCGGCUGCAAUCAGACUAAAGCAACUGGCCGAAGAAAAUGAGAAAGAAAUUCGAGUUUGCCUUGUGGAGAAAGCCUCGGAAAUCGGUGAGAUUACAUAACGUAGCUGCCUCUUUUCUUUAAUUCUUAUGUAAGCUCAACUUAGUCUUUUAAAAUUUAAUUUGAAAAGCUUAAUUUUAAUUUUCUACCUCACUGUUUUAACGAAAGAGUCAAUUUUUAAAAUGUAUUUUGCGUUUCAAGUGACUGAUGCAAUCCAAUGCGAUGUGAUGAUGAUUGCGUGACAUUCACACCCCCGACUUUCCCUCUUUUGCGAGGCAAAGGAAGCCAUGUGGAAAAUCAAGUUUUAACGACUGAAUAUUUUCUGGUUAUAUACUUUGUUUUUGAUGUCCUUAACUCUGACAACACUAUUUUACACUUUUAGUGAUUUGUUCAAAAUGGAGUUUUAUUGUGUUGUCAUAGAAUAUCAAUGUGGUUAAGUGUAAUUUGGGCAAAGUUAACCUCUAACCAGUGCUGGUCAGCAGUUUUCCCAACUAUGCUGGGGUUGGCCCCUCUGAUCUAGCAAGGGCACCUUGUGACUUGUACACACAGUUGCUUGCUUGCAGUUCUUCACAAAGUGUCUGGUAAGAGACGCUUACAGGGUUGCCAUGGAUACCCCUUUCCUCUUGCUAGAGCAUUGCCCGGCUUCACCAACCUUGUGGGCAACAAUGUUGAAGCUCAUCUAUUGGUGAUAAGUUUAAUCUGAGCAUUAGCGUUUGUUAAAUUUCUAAUUCUAUAUUAUUGCAAGGAUGUUUUCUUCAAAUCAAAGUGAUUUUUAUGCAGUUUAUUGUAGCCUUGAGGGAAAAAAAAAAACAAUCUUACUACAUGUACCAUAAUGUGAUUUUUGUGUAUACUUAAUAUUUAGAUGUUUCUGAAUCCUCCAGCAAAUUACCAAAUCCCUUGUGCCAUUCAUAUAUUCUUUAAAUCCCAAAUAUCACUCUCAUUUCCUUUGAAAACUUAAGUCCUGGCUAACCAGAAGCAGUAAAAAACCCAUUGAGAAUACUAAUCAGUCUAAGCAGCUGUGGCUGAACUGUCCUGAAAGCAUUGACAAUCUUCCUUUACUCCUUAGGUGGACAUACUCUGUCUGGGGCUUGCCUGGAGCCACGAGCACUUAAUGAACUGUUACCUGAUUGGAAGGACAGAGGGGUAAGAGAAAAGAAAAAAAAACAUUUAGUUUAACAAAGUAAAUGGUAAAUUAACCAACUGUAUGAGAUAAAAUAAUACAGUAACUAGAGGCUGAUUUUACUAUACAAAACAUAUCCUUUGAAAAAGAAUGAAAAAGUUAUACUUGUUACAAGUCAUUAAAUUCAGGUUAGAAUUUCUUAGACUACCAGGUUGAUUAAAAUAUGACAAAGAAGACAUUAAAAUCAACCCUAGAUCAACAAAUUUUAGUUUGAAUUUAAUUUUGACCUGUAACAAACACAUCAUGAAAAACAUGACUUUUCAAACGGUUGGAUGAAGAAUUAAAUUUAAAAUGGGAGAAGGUUGUUAUCUAAAUCCACACUUUUUUAUUUCUCUAGUCUCCUCUCAACACACCAGUAAAAGAGGACAAAUUUGCAAUUUUGACAGAAAGAAGAAGAAUUCCAGUGCCAAUUCUACCAGGUUAAUGUGCUACCUUACUUUAGGUUCAAAAUUGAAUUUUCUUACAUCAUUAAUGGCAUAUAAUUGUCAUUACGUAAUAAUUUAUAUUUUUCCAAGUGAAGGCAAGUAACUUAGUUUUAUCACAAUUUGCUGGUAAAUUCAGUUUAUUGUUGCCAUUGAAAGUGGGGGGAAAAUUGCACAAAACAUGAGGCAGCUAUGGAAAUUCAACAUACAUGUACUGCUGUUUAAUAUGAACUUGAUUAAAUAGCAGCAAUGUACAUGUAUUUGCAAAACAUCACUUUAUUAAACAACCAGUAAUGUGAUGUGGUAUAUGGCAUCCCAUUUGACAACUUUGUAAGAGAUAAUGGCCAAAGUGCCUGUUAUACUGAGCUUAACUAUACUUAUCCAGCCCUCUAAAUCAUCCUUGCAACCAACAACUACAAUUUUUACCAACCAUUUGUCACUACGAUCUUUUUCCAUCUACCAGUACUUUUAUUGGGAAUAAACACCUUCUAGUACAUGUAUUUCAGAAGGGGGCCUUUGAGGUCUUCACGGGCUUUGACUGCAACAAGACUAGAUUUGAAUAUUUUGACUGUUAGUGAUAAUUUUUAGUGGUAGAACAAGGACAACACAUGAAGCUUUUCAUGUCAGAAUUUCCUCUACACCAGCAAGAAGGUCAGGCUUUUUCCAAAGACGGUUAGCAGUACUAGUACUGUUAAAGAGAGUUUGAUGAUGAUAGCAAAGACGUUUAUAUUAAGUAUGGAAGUGUUGAAGGUAUCGCUGGCUUGCUGACGUUGUGAUUAAUGUCACACAUCCAUGCUGCUAAGAAGAAUAAAUAACAUAAACAACACUCUUACUUGAUUCCAACAGAAGCAAAAUACCAUGAUAUUACUCCAUUGAUUGCAAUAAUAUGGAGCUGUGAAAGGAAGUCAUUCUAGGAUUCAAUAUAUUAUAGAAAAUAUUCAAUUUAUGUUAAGAAUGUAAAAUUCAAUGCCUAUAGUCUUACUAGGUUGCUGUGCGAAAGAGAGUAAAGUCCAUCAGAAAUAUUAUACUCUGUAGACCCUUUGUUUAAUGCAACAGUUUUACUAAGAUCAUUUUUUUUUCUGUCCAUGCCGCAUCUAAAUCUGAUUCUACAUUUUCAAGAGAAUAUGAAUACAUAAAGGAACUCUGCACUACGUUUAAAUAAUCUACUUUAAUCUACUUGUGAGAUGAGAUAUGCAUUUUUUAUCUUUGAAGAAUAAAAGAUUGUUUCUAUUUUUAUUAUUGUUAUUAUUAUUAGUGAAUGUUAUUAUUACUAUAAUUAUUGUCAUUGUCAUUAAUAUUUAUAUUACACCAGCAAGUGCUACUAGGCUUUAAAGCUUUGUAUAUGAAGAAUCAAUUGGUUGACUUAUGUGUAUCUGCGUAACGUAACAUUUGGUAUAUCUCUAACAGGAUUACCCAUGCAUAACCAUGGCAACUAUAUAGUCAGGCUUGGAAACUUUGUCCGCUGGUUGGGUGAGCAGGCAGAAGCGUUAGGUGUGGAGAUAUAUCCUGGAUAUGCUGCUAGUGAGGUGAGCCUUUACACUGAUCUUUAAUAAUAAUGAUAUGCUACUAGAAUAUUAACACCUCAUCUUUUUUUCAGAAAACAAACACAAUUAUUACCAAAGACAAAAACGCCUAUGUUUAUCCUAAGGAAGACAUAGGGGCAGAGUGGUUUGAAGAUGUAACUCUGCUGUACAGCAUGAUAAAUGCAUUGUUAUCAUCUUUCAAACUACUUGGCCUGCAAAUGAGCAACUUUAAGUGAAAGGACAUGUGCCUGACUAGGUCAAGACAUUCUGGCUUGAGAAAACAAAAACGUACUGUUUAAAAAACAAGCAGGUCAUUCAGGUUUGAAUACUCAAGGCAAAGCCAAGAGUUUUUACACAUGAUAAUACAUGACUGUGAGUUUUCUGAAUGGCUUUAAAAUCCCUGAUAAAGAUCAGCUCAUUCUGGUCUAAAAGACUGGACAUAAAGUUUAGUCGUGUCUUAAUCAGAUAUAAAGACACUCAUUAAACAUUGAUUGAUUUCUUUUGUUUUUUCUUUAUGAAUUAUUAAUGACCUUUUGAACAUCACAUUAUGUUGAAUGCAAUUAAUAAAUUAUUAUUUGGUUACCUUUAUUGCAAAGUAACAUCUGUUUUGUGUGAAUGCUGGAGGUAAGUCUGUAACUUAUUUAUGAUCUAUUUCUUAAGGUUGUUCAAGGUGGUUUUAAAACUGAUUUCAAAAGAUACAUGUAUGGCUAUUAAAAUAAUGUUCUUGUGUUCAACACCCAAAAGAUGCCAUGGCUCCAGGCUAUUCUGAUUGUUUGAGAAAGUGGCGAGGGAUUUUUUAAUAAGCCACUCACAAAACAUCCCAAUGCAUAGCCAAAGCUACUACAAAAAUCCCUUUUCAACUCUCUGUAGGAAAGUCUUAGUUUAUAAUGCCCUGAAAUCCUAAAAAUCAUCUGUCACUGAUUAUAUGUACUUUAUGAUUGGAAUUUUAGGUGUUGUACCAUGAAGAUGGAAGUGUUAAAGGUAUUGCAACAAAUGAUGUCGGAAUUCAUAAAGAUGGCUCUCCUAAGGUGAACUAUAAUCAUUUCAUCAAAUUAAUUAUUCCUUGAUUGUUUCAAAUGUUCGCAUUACAAAGAAUGUUGUUCAAUUAAUUCAAGCCUCCAAAGAAGUUUUUGCAGACCAUGUGUUUAUUAUGAUCAAACCUGGAAAACCAAGAACACCAAAAAUAUUUUGGGAAUGUUGUUGUGUUAGAAAGAAUGUGAAUUGUAUCGUGGUUUUGUGGCUAGUUCACGUGUGCUGAUCUUUGCUUUGAUUGUUUGUAACACAAUAACAUUCCUGCAAUAUUAUUUGAAGUGUUCAUGGAUUUGCUUGUUGGACUGUAAUACUAUGUAUGAAGAAAUGUUAUUUUUGUUAUUCUCAACCAUUACAGGCCAUGUUUGAGCGAGGUAUGGAACUCCAUGCUAAGGUGACAAUGUUUGGUGAAGGAUGCCAUGGUCAUCUGGCCAAGAAUAUGUACAAAAAAUUUAAUCUACGAGAAAAUUGUGAUCCUCAGACUUACGCUAUUGGCUUAAAAGAGGUAACUAAAAAUGUUUAAGGGGCAAAUAAAACUUCCCAGUAAGUGCUACUUUAAAAAUAUUUCCAAUAUCUGACUCGUUUUCUAAACAUUCAGUGCUAUAAUAAUAUUUUAAGGGCCAUGACACCUGCCAUGAAUGAGUUCAAUCAAUGUUAUGAGCAUUGAAUCAGAUGUUCCUUCAAAAUUUACAAAUAUAUCUUCAAAUUUCAGAGGAAAACUUCUAGUCUAUGAAAUACUUUAAUAAAUUAUUUUAUGUUACACAAGUGUUAAACGAAGGCAGCUUAAAACAUUGACUCAUGUAUCCUUAAUUAGUGUCAAAAUUGGGUCCUAAGCUAUGUAGAUCAGCGAUCAGUUUGUUUGUUUGUUUCAAAGUGAGAGUAAGAAAAGCAUAGUAACUCAGACCUGUGAUCAGUGGCCAUACUGGCAACACCACUGAAAUUUAUAGUUUUCUGUGUGUUAACAGUAUUUAGUGGACAAGUGAAAGAAAGUGUUACCCCUUUUCUCAUACAUGCAUAUCAUCAUCAUGAAUAAAUGUUAUAAACCAGUGGCGCAUUCAGACCUUCAGAUAAGGGGGUACCCAAUCAUCCAAACCCUAAGAUAAGAUGGGGGGUCUAAAAAAAAAUCAUUUUUUUUUGUGCCCUUUGGUUUGCCCCCUCAGUUUGGUCAAAAAAUAGGGGGGGGGCUGAGGCCCCACAAGCCCCUCCCGUGGAUCUGCCACUCUAAACAUCAGCUUAACGCUUGCAGUACCACGUUGUGAUUCUUUGUUAGCAUUCUAGAUUAAAUUUGAAUUUGUGUUGAGGUAAGGAGUCAAUGACACAGAAGGCUGGUAAAAAUUACCGGUUGUAUGUGUUAUUUAAAGCCCUGUGUUUUUCUUAUUAGCUUUGGGAAAUAGCUCCAGAGAAGCAUCGUCCAGGCAGAGUAGAGCACACGGUUGGUUGGCCUCUGGUAAGUGUUGCUUCAAGACUCAAUAAAUUUUUCUUGGUGUUCAUUUAUUUACAAGCUUCCAAGGUCUUGACAAGCCAAGUUCAAAACUCAAACAUGAAGAAAACGAAGGGGUGAAAGAGACCCCCAGAACUCUGCUCAUCCCUUGCGCAAAAUUGUUGCUAUGCCCUUUGUGUUUUUUUUUUCAUCACUUCUGCCUGAGUGACUGUGGUCUGUCUGCUUAGCCCUUUAAACCCUAAGGGUGAUCAGCAUCAAAUUUCUCCUUGUAAUAGCAAUGCUUUGUAAAACAGAGGGGUCAUGAGAAUUAAGGACGUGAUCACAAGAUGUGUUUAUUUGAUAUUUUAUCGACUUCUCCCCACUACUUCUGUAGUAAAUGAAUAGGGGCAACAAAGGAGAAUUUUAAUUUGGAUCGUAGGGUUUAAAGGGUUAAAGAGUGGCAGACUAUGAAUGGUCUCCCAUUCUUCAAAGUCUGUCAGGCAAAACAUGGAGCAAAAGGGAAUGGUGUGACUGAGCCCACUAACUAGGAAGAAUAAAGAGACUACUGCACUCAGUCUUAAAGAGUGAUGAAUUUUUUCUUCAUAAUAUUGAUCGUGGACAUGAUAACCUUUCUUAUUAUAUUUCUGAGCAUUCUGAAAUAACAUGAACUUUGCACUGCUAGGCAAAGCGUUGAGUGAUUAAAUGUUGUUUGUAUUUUCUUCACAACAGGAUAAAGACACGUAUGGAGGUUCAUUUCUAUAUCAUUUAGAGGAAGACACUCCUUUAGUCGCUGUUGGAUUUGUGGUGGGUUAUACAUUUAUGUAUGGAUGAAGUCUAAACAUGCCAUAGCUUAUACCAGUGUCACAUACAUGAACAAUGCUUUAUUCAUCCAUGCCAUCAUUAAACAGACAAAAUGAUCUCCGCUAAUAUGAACAGAGGGAAACAUGUCCCAAUUUUCGUCCCUGUUCGGUAACUACUCUUGAAAAAAGGAGACACUGCAUUGUUGGAAUUGAUUAAAACUCCAAUAGAAUGGGAAAAAAUUUAUUAUCUAUUGUUGGACAAAACAGGGUGCUUUUUAAUAUUGCUUCUUUCUGCUUUGGUGUUUUUGUGUCCUCAAUUUCAGUUUUUGUUUCUUUGUAAUGUUAGAGUUGUCCAAAAAUGUUUGCUUUAUAACGGCAGUCAUAUUAUGUACUCAAACUAGCAGGGCACAGGUAAUUGAAGAGUGAAAGUAGUGAUAUUCUUAACAGUUAGUAGAUUUCACCACACUAGAUUUAUUGUUCUUACCAUGAAAAAAUGAAUGGGGGCUUAGAAUUUAGUUCAAGGUUUUCUGUUUGUUUGUUUUUCUUUCAACCUCUCCUGCUAAACUAUGCAUACAUAUGAACCCUUGUGUCUUCCUAGGUUGGGCUAGAUUACAGCAAUCCUUAUGUUUACCCUUUUAAAGAAUUUCAGGUAAGCUGUGUCGAAAAGCAAUAAUAAUCAUCAUCAUCUUUUGAAAGCUAGCCUUGGUAGUUUACGGUCGUUUCGCCAACGUCUUGUUUGCUAACUACUGAAUUCGUUCCCCCUACGUGUUGGGUCAGUUCCCUAACUGCUUUCGCCUGAUCAGUGGCUGAAAGAGGGAGGUAUAUACAUACGUAUCAUACUUUUUUGUAUCACGGCUGAGAGAGCGAAGCAUAUACAUGCGUAGCGCUCGUUUCGCUUCUUAGCGGAACGACAUAAAGACUUUGGCGAACGGGAAGUUAGCGAAACGACCGGUCACCACCUUAUUCUUUUAUUAUUCUUAUUGUUAUUUAAUUAUUAUUUAAUUAUUUCUUUUGCAGCGCUUCAAGCUCCACCCGUCUGUGAGGCCAACAUUUGAAGGAGGCAAAAGAAUAGCUUACGGUGCAAGGGCACUUAACGAGGGGGGCUUCCAGGUAGGAGCAUAUUAUUUGGUUACCCCGGGCCCCCCGUCUGUCACCACUCAUUCCAUGUUGUAGCUAUCCUACCCAAAACUUAAGUAGCCUGUUCGAAAAAAUACCCUACUUCAGGAAAGACAAUCACAUCCUCGGGAACCUGGGGCUGUCAUUCGGGUCAGGGAGAAACGGCGCGACUAAUGUUCCGUUUCUCCAGACCCGACUUAGGGCCUGUUUACACGGAGGUGGGGGACCCCAGGUAGGUAAGAUGAUAGGUGGAGUGACCCGACACAUGUUACCUCACCUACCUGGGGUCCCCCACCUCCACGUAAACAGGCCCUUACUACUUACUACCUCUAUUUGUCCGCGGUUGGACGAAGACUGCUAAUCGUUGUUAUUUGAGUGGAAAAAAGGGCCUAUUCUUGAAACCUGAUGACCAGAAUAUUUGUCGAUGUUAGCAUUUCAAGAUUACCAUAAUACGUCCUAAUAUUAGUUGCAAUGAUUUCUAACUGCGGUACGUAUGUUAUCUUUGUUCAGUGCAUUCCCAAGUUGGCUUUCCCCGGUGGUCUUCUGGUUGGCUGUAGCCCCGGGUUUAUGAAUGUUCCGAAGAUCAAGGGAACACACACGGCAAUGAAAUCCGGUAUGCUUGCUGCCGAGUGUGCUUUUGAAGCUUUAACUGACGAAAAUUUCUCUUCCCCAACCGAAGGUGAGUAAUGCGCCCGUAGGUUUUCUCUUUUUAAACACCCCUUUAUGGUGUAAUUUCGUAAACCCCAUGAUCGACUUCGUUAAUACAAAGCAAUCUCAGCUGAUUAUAUCGUCUACUACAUGCGCUUCUUCACUGGGCACUCUCAACCAUGUUUGUAAAUGGUUGCACGAGGUUGCUAGAAAUGAUGAACAUUUUGCUCGCAGGAAUCGUUACACAAAGGAGAAUCAAGUUCCACUUUUCAGCACGUUCGCUGCAAAACACGCUUUGGAUGACCCGUUUAUGUCACAAGGGAUGUUUCACUUACGACGUCGCGUGCAACCUGUGUCGCAACGGCGCAACGGAAAAUUGCGAGACAGGUUACACAAAAUAUUACCUAGCGUUGACGCCUAUGGACAUAGAAGUAGAUACUUUUGGCCUUUGUUUCGGCAGGAAGCUAUUAGCUUGAUUUCUUUUUUUUAGGUCUCCUAAUUGACUCUUAUGAACCACGGAUGAGAGAAAGCUGGAUCUGGAAAGAGCUUCAAAGCGUGCGCAAUAUCAGGCCCUCUUUCCACAGUCCCUUGGGUCUUUACGGUACAAUGCUGUACACCGGCAUUUUCUAUUACAUUCUCCGCGGCAAGGAACCUUGGACGCUACGAAAUAGCAAACCCGACGCGGAACACUUGAAACCCGCCAAGGAAUGCACACCGAUUGAGUAUCCCAAACCCGACGGAGAAGUGACUUUUGACUUGCUAUCUUCAGUCGCGCUGAGCGGGACAAAUCACGAGGGGGACCAACCGGCACAUCUAACACUCAUGGAUGAUUCCGUGCCGGUUAACCGGAACCUCGCCAUAUAUGACGGCCCCGAGCAGAGGUUUUGCCCUGCUGGGGUUUACGAAUAUGUCCCUAAUGAGGAUGGAGACGGAAUGAGGCUACAGAUAAACGCUCAGAACUGCGUGCAUUGCAAGACAUGUGAUAUUAAGGAUCCCAGUCAGAAUAUCAACUGGGUUGUACCUGAGGGGGGUGGAGGGCCGGCGUACAACGGAAUGUGA
This is a messenger RNA of Porites lobata, 9567 nucleotides long. The record is from the annotation of a GenBank genome assembly. NCBI's taxonomy places the organism in Eukaryota, Metazoa, Cnidaria, Anthozoa, Scleractinia, Poritidae.